This is a messenger RNA of Equus quagga, 5226 nucleotides long. It is a transcript of the gene UBE2D4, whose product is annotated as ubiquitin conjugating enzyme E2 D4 (putative). The record is from RefSeq and is a predicted model, not a curated record. Gene Ontology annotation, biological process: ubiquitin-dependent protein catabolic process; protein polyubiquitination. The transcript has 8 exons. Gene Ontology annotation, cellular component: nucleus. Gene Ontology annotation, molecular function: ubiquitin conjugating enzyme activity. Bases 201 to 863 code for a protein of 220 amino acids. Lineage: Eukaryota; Metazoa; Chordata; Mammalia; Perissodactyla; Equidae.
CCGCUCCCCCUCGCCAGGCUCACUCUGCUUGCCGGCGCCGGGACGCGCCAAACGCGGGGCGCCGGCCCCACAGUGCCCCGCGGCGCGCACGCGCAGGCAGCCGUUCCCAGCUUGCAGCGCAGCGCCGCGGCCGAGCCGGCAGCGGGCCGCCCCUGGCAGCCCGGGGCCGGGCCGCCCCCGUCCCCAGCAGCGGGGGUAGGAUGGCGCUCAAGCGGAUCCAGAAGGAAUUAACCGACUUGCAGAGGGAUCCCCCUGCCCAGUGCUCCGCAGGACCUGUGGGAGAUGAUUUGUUCCACUGGCAGGCCACCAUCAUGGGCCCGAAUGACAGUCCUUACCAAGGAGGCGUUUUCUUCCUGACCAUCCACUUUCCUACAGAUUACCCUUUCAAGCCCCCAAAGGUUGCUUUCACGACCAAAAUUUAUCACCCCAACAUCAACAGCAACGGCAGCAUCUGCCUCGACAUCCUGCGGUCCCAGUGGUCUCCAGCACUGACAGUAUCAAAAGUUCUCUUAUCCAUCUGUUCCCUGCUCUGCGACCCCAACCCUGACGACCCUCUGGUGCCAGAGAUAGCCCACACCUACAAGGCCGACAGAGAAAAGUACAACAGACUAGCAAGAGAAUGGACACAGAAAUAUGCUAUAACUCAGUGCCAUCCUGGAGCCCAAGGCAGAGUGGGCAGGCUUCCCUCACAUCCCAUCUGCGGCAAACUGUGUCCCAAGGAGUCCCAGCUUAUCCCAGGAGGCUCCUGGGAAUUGGCAACAGUGUCACUGGGAAGUGGAGCCCUCGCCCUGCAGCUCCCACCGGUCUUCCUCUGCAGUGUCACACGCUGGCAUUCUCCCCUCACACGCAGAAGCACCAAAUAGAAUGUCAAGAUAUAAAGCCCAUAUCUCCCCAUGAGAGAUGCAUUUUUAGAAGCAAGAGCAAAAUUAUGAAACCUGGAGAGAUUUGAGUUAUGGUUUUCUAUGUGAAGUUUUUCACCACCCCGACCUUCUCCCAGUCAGAGCCUACACUACGUCCAAGUGCAAGCCGUUCACAGACCAGAACACGGAGAGGGAGAGACUUUUAAAUGUAAAUAAAAAUGUAAUUCACUCGUAACCCUAAAUGAUAACUGACAUUUAAGUCUACAUUUUUUUUCUAAGCAGAACAGAAGAUACGGAAACUUUUAACAGGUCCUUCAGAGCCUUGAAUUAGCUAGCCUGUUGGGUAACUGGCCUCCUCUCAAGUUUCUGAUGUAACACAUUUGAAGGGUCGCCCCUAGAGUUCAGAGCUUUGAGAUUAGGUUAGCUAGGAGAAGGGCAGGAAAGGGGUUAUUCUAAUUUAACUUCCAAAGAGGGAGGAAAAUUGAGGAGCUUCAAAGCUCUCAAGUCCAAUUUGGCCUGGUCUUUUCUAAGUGGCUUACAAAGCUGGUCUCCCCCGACCCAGGACAGCCGUGGAAGUAAUUCAUGGGUAAGUAGGAGCAGGGGGGUGGAGAAGCAGUAAAAUUCUGCAACCAAAUGGCCAGAUGCAGCCGUUGCAGGGCUGUGGAGUUUGAAAGGAAGCCUACAGACUUUGUCCCUGGGGAUCAGCAAAAGGUGACCAUGGGAGGUUGAUGUGCUCCAGAAACUCCCAAGUUGGAGCACGACUUCACUGCUGACGCGUUCCAGCGAGAAUGCUGGGAUUGGUCACGCCACUGCUUCCUCAGCAAAGCAGGCAGCAGUUGGAGCCUGGUCUGCUUUUCCUUUAUGGGGGUCCCCAUUGGGAUCCUCUUACCAUGAGGCUACUUUUUGGGUUCCAUGGGCCCUGUUCCCUGCCUCUCACCCUGGUAAGGAUUGCCUUUUUAACUUUUGCCUCUUUGCUACCCCUUUGGUCUUUGCUUAAACAAAAUGAUAAAUUUUAACAGAUGAGGAGAAUGCCAUUAUUGCAGUAUUCCCUGGGAAGGCUACCAACAUACAGCUCUGCCACUUCUGGCAGUGGUCACGGUGCACCUUGGAGCCAAGAACACAAAGCAUGGAAAGAUGGGGUGGAUUCACAUUUCAAAGACAAGUCAGAGGCUCAGAGAGGAAAGAUCCAGGCCCAAGCUGGUGUUGAGACGGUGGGUGCCAUACUUGGCCUUUCCAGAGUAAUAGCUUAUGACUCCCCAGAAGCUGAUGAAUUUUCUCACUCCAGUCAAAAUUUCCCCGUGCCUGCUCCUCUGUUGGAGAUGCAUAGUAGGGAAAGUAAUAUCAGCCCUUUGGGAUGCCCUGUGUAAGUUAUCAUUCACCCUUUGUAAGCCUAUGUUGUGCUCUGUACCUGCCAGACCCCUUGGAGAGGCCACCACAGUGGUGCUCCACAGGCCUGUCCCCAGCAAAUCUAGACUCUCAGCCUGGGAAACUCAUCUGUUUGUUAUGCCUUCUAGGACUCAGGUCAGCUUGAAGAACAGGCUUCUUAGGUUGAAAAUCUUAUUUUAAGAUGCACUGUGGUACAGGUGGCCCCGGUGUAACCCACAUGAGCAGAUGUCAUGUUUCCACGGCGAGUCCCAGGUCAGCAACUGGAUAGCAGAUCCAAAAAAGCCAGUGCAGGGUGAUAUGUUUUUCUCUGUGGACCAAAGAGAUCAGAGAGAUGCAUGAUCUUAAGCAACUGAUCCACCAUGAGCAAAUGACUGUUUACUGAGGCUGGAAGUGCCUGGGUUUGAUGGAUGGUGCUGAGAUCUUGAUCCUUUGUCAGGCUCCAGGAACACCUAGGAGUUUCAAGAAUAUGGCAAAGGGUCAAAGUCUCCAGACAAGGGAUUAAAAUGCCAGAACACAAUGUCCAACAGGCCUGGCAGCUCACAGCUGAGCCGUAAGUCAGUGCCGUGGGAUUCCACACCACCUCACUGCAGAUGCUCAAGGAUGGGCAGGUUUAUGUUCCCGAAAUUCAGGAGAAAGUCUCCUUAAGUGCCAGAGAGGUACUUGUGGACUGUUCUGCAGAAUCCUGGCCUAACAUCUGUCCCUGGUACCCAAAGUGGGGCAGAGAAGGAGCAUCAAGAUCAGCAUGGGCCACUUGUCUCUCCUGUGCCUCCAUUCCUCCUGCCAGCUCUUCUUGCUGUGAUGCACACUUCCUCUCCAGCAGUGCUGGGUAAGGGCUAGACCUGGAUUAGAUCUAGCCAUGAAUGCUGGUCCUCUGAGAAAUGGAGGACAUGGCUGCCAGCACCCCCAAGACAGCAGCCUGGUGCCCUGUGGGCAUGGGCAGCAGGCCCUCCCUUCCGGAGCACUUUCCCCCUCACCUGUCCAUUGGCCAGAGGAGGGAGGACCUAUUGUUCUCCCUGGCCAGUCUGUUGGCCUCAUUGUCCCCACCACCCAGGUUUCUGCCUGUUGACAGAGAGAUUUUAUUAAUAACAAAACCAAAAAGCUAUAGAGAAUCUGCAAAACCCCCCAUCAGACCAGAUAGCAGCUUCUUGAUUUUCCCAAAAAAUGUCUCCUUCCUUCUCCAUCCCCCACCCACUUCUCCCAGGCCCCCACUCCCCCCACCCCUCUUCAGACAGGCCCACCGGCUGGGCUCCACUUUAGGAGGAAAUGACAGACCUGCCUCUCGGAGCCUGCCUCUCACCCCUGCUGCCUGCCCACCCUCCCCACUGUCUCACCCCCGCCCACCACAACAGCUCAAGGGGCUGGCCAUGGUCUCCCAGCCUUUACUGCUGGCCAGUCAUCCUAAUCCCUUUCUAAUGACGUUCAAUGGCUUCAUCCAAGCAUUGAUCGAGCACUUACCACAUGCAAGGUAUGGAGGGGAGGGGAGGGAAGAAUUAUAAAAAGAAAGCAUGAAAUGGCUGCCUUCUGGGAGCCCACUGGGGAGACCCCAGGUGGAGAAGGCCUCAGGAAGAAGGGAGGACUCAGGUUGGACUGGGAGGAGGGCCCUGCAGGCAGAGGGAGCGCUGCAGUGAAGGCUGGGCUUGGAACAAGCACAGCACGUUCUAGGAGCUGGCUCAGCACCCGAGGAUUUCCCAAACCAAAGCCCUGUUACCUUCCAGGAGCCAUGGCGUGGGGGCACCUUCCCAGAGCAUUGUUGAGGGUGGAGGGGUGGCAGAACGAAUACAAAUUUUCAUAUUAAGUAGAUGGCAGAAUAAAUAAGCUGGUGCAUGAGACCAUCUCACACUCUAGAUCCCCAGGAAACAAGCACUGUUAUUGGACCAGGGACCUUUUAGUGGCACAGACACAGGCACAAAGCUGCCUCUACCCUUCCAUCCUUGUGAAGAAAGGAAAGAAGUCCUGUUAGGCCUGGGCCUCCCUUGCCUCAGAGUGUGUUCUCAGGAGCAAUAAUGGCCUGUCCAGGGCCCAAGAGGGCCAGCGGUGCUCAAGGGGCAAAAUGAUCCACCAGCUCCAGAAACAAGGAUGGGGCUGGAAGCAUAGGCUGGACUGUGGUCAAGGCGAGGAAUAUAAGGCUGGCCACCCCUGUGGGGGAAGCUGGUCCUUUCCUCAUUCGGUGUCAAUGCCUAGCAAUGCACGCUUGGGAGGCCUUCACCCUGAAACAGGAGGGACUGAGAACCUGUCAACAUCUUUGGGUGAAAAUGUCAGCAAAGUUCUAGUGAAACUGCAAAAUCCCAUCACCUGUGUCUUCUUUUCCCUUUGAGGCUUUCGGGGUUUCUGCCGGCUGCUUGCUCUGCCCCACCCCCCACCCCAGCAGGGAGCUUGGCUGAUGCAUGCGUGUCUCUAGGUCUUCUGGGUUGACGCUUCAUGUAAGACCUGAGAAGCCAGAGACCCUCACAAUAGCUAUGUGAGCAGCAAGCACGCCCGGUCUGUGGUCUUUGUAAAUGGUUAAGGUGGCAGGUAGAACACUACUCCUCCUGAAGGAUGCUUUGCUCUUCCUGUGAGCCCCCUCGUACUGACUUGUGGCUGCCCCUCAGGGCCAAGCCUUAUGAUGAGCAGUCAUAAGGCCACUCUCCUCCUGAGGGCCUGAGUCCCAAACCAGGGUCAGGACUGCAGCCCUCCCACGUCCUUGCCAUUGACUGCUUACUCUCUGUUCAAAUCCCAACAGGGACUCAGAUAGGAAGGUUUUUUUUUUUAAUCUCUCAAGAUGUAAAGUAUUUGUUUACUAGAUUCCACUUACCAUGCAGCAUAAACAAGUUUUCUUUUUAGGGCAGGCAAAGCAAUGAUUCCACUUCUCUAACUCCGUAGUAAUGUGUCCACGCAUGGCUGGGGCAGAGAGAUGUAAUCCUGGUAGUUUUUAAGACAAUCAUUUUCUUGCUAAUUGACAUUUCUGUUGAUGAAGACCUGAAUAAACAGCUAUUCUUUCUUA